AUGGUUUUCCACGCGAGAACAAAUUUUUUGCGAUUCCAUCAAUCAUUCAAAUCCAUUAUACAAACUAACUCUCUUUAUUUUCCUGAAAAUAUUAAAGUGGUUUUACCACAAAUAAGAGAGUAUGCGAGAAGGAGGAGGAGACACGCGGCAAAAGUAAUUCCAGACAAUUCUCUUCCAUUUACUGAUGCUGUAUCAUUGAUUAAGGCAGUUGAAGUAGGAAAACCGAAUUCUACAUGGGAAUUACAUGUAGAAUUAAAAUUGGAGAAAGGUGCGCCUCCAAUUCGUGGAUCAAUCUUUUUACCAAGACCAAUGUCAAAAACUAAUAAGUUUUUGGUAUUUGCAAAGGGUGCGAAAGCACAAGAAGCUUUGGAAGCCGGUGCGCAUAUGGUCGGUGGCGAUGAACUUAUUGCUGAGAUAGCAAAUGGUACUUUUAAAUUUGAAGACAUUAACAAAUGCUUAGCAACCCCAGACAUAUUUCCAGAAGUGACUAAAAUAGCGAGAAUCCUGGGACCAAAGCAUUUAAUGCCAAUGGCAAAGAGAGGUACUGUUACAAAUGAUAUCGCUAGUGUAAUCAAGGAUUUGACAGGAAAACAGGAAAUCAAGAGUGAUAAGACGGGAGUUGUUCAUCUUGGCAAGUUUUUCAUAUCAUCAUGUAUUGCUCUUUUUUGGCCUAUAGUGGAUUUAAGAGACAACAUAAAAGUUAUUUUACAAGAGAUAAAUAAGCUUGGUAAAGAACAUUCAUCUAAGUCGUCAAAUAAAGAUAUUAUAACAAAUGUGGCUUUAAGUUCAACAAGAGGUCCCGGAAUUUAUUUACUUGAUUAUAAAAUUUUAAUUGAAAAAGUAAAUGAAAAACUAAUUUUGUGA
Molecule: messenger RNA, 864 nt
Organism: Dentiscutata erythropus
Lineage: Eukaryota; Fungi; Glomeromycota; Glomeromycetes; Diversisporales; Gigasporaceae
Source: the annotation of a GenBank genome assembly